AUGAAUCCGGUUUUAGAGUCUACUCUUGAGAAGGAAGAGAACGUCCAGCUUCAGCACGACGAUGUAGCCAGCAUGGUACAAGCCGUUUCCAAUGACUUCCUCGACUUCAACAAGCCCGUCUUUGUACCUGACGAUGUUGAUGGUUACAUCAGAGGGCGUAUCGUGGAUGUUCUGGCCGACUCUUUAGUGGUGAAAUGUGACGACAAAACUGUCACAUUACCUUUCUCAAAGGUCUUGCCAUGUGAGGAAAGCUGCGACAAGAGUGUUGACGACAAUUGUAAGUCAAGGUAACAUUAUAUGAUAAAUGUUUUCAGGUAUGUUGAUGUACUUGAAUGAAGGAACACUGUUGGAAAACUGCAAACUUCGUUAUCAUCAGAAGCAGAUUUACGUGAGUUUUCUUUAAGAACCGUGUAAGCAAAUUUAAUUGAUUACCAAAACGAAAAUAAUUGUGUCAUGUUGCAGACAUAUGUGGCCAACAUUCUCAUCUCCAUCAACCCUUACGAGAACCUGACUGACUUGUACUCUUUAGAGAGAAUCGCAAAAUAUAGAGGAAAGUCAUUGGGGACGUUACCUCCUCAUGUCUUUGCUAUUGGUAAGUCGAUACCAUUGCUUGAUUCAACAACUAUAUUUUAGCCGAUAAAGCCUACAGAGACAUGAGAAGAUGCAAAGAAAGUCAGUCCAUUAUUGUCUCUGGAGAAUCUGGAGCCGGCAAAACAGAAUCUCAGAAGUGCAUUUUGAAGUAUUUGUGCGAGAAUUGGUGUGCUCCUGGAUCAAAGUCGUUAGAAGAGCACGUUCUCGAAAGUAGGAAUUGCCAUUUUAAGAAUAAAAUAAUAGAAUCUCUUCGAAUGACAAGUCUAUAUCGUGAUUCCAAGACUACUGUAAUCUUACAAUUUCAGCAAACCCAAUUUUGGAGGCUUUUGGAAACGCAAAAACUCUCAGAAACAACAACUCGAGUCGCUUUGGGAAGUUCAUCGAGAUUCAUUUCCAGGAAAAUGUAAGUUGACUUGAUCUAAACCAACCAUCAUUUCAGGGCAUGGUAGCCGGAGGGCAUGUCUCCCAUUAUCUCUUGGAAAAGUCAAGGAUUUGUAUUCAGCAAAGGGAAGAGCGUAACUAUCACAUUUUCUACCAGCUGUUCGUUGGUGCUGAUGAGAGUCUUAGGAAGGACCUUGGUCUCACAACACCCCAAGACUUUGAGGUAUGUGAAUAUUCAAAAUUUUAAUUUAAUCUUGGACGUUUCAGUUCUUGAAGCAUGGAUUCACAAAGUACUUUACUAACGGAGAAGCCACGGGGGAUAAGGUAGGUUAUGUCUUUGUAUCUACAUAAAUUACAGUAAUACGUACUGUGUUAUCUCUUAUGUUUGAAUUUUAAAAUAACAUUUAGUAAUUAAAAUAAUUUUUUAAGGUCUACGACGAAGUUGUGAACGAUGCCGAAGACUUCCAACGUUUGUCCAAAGCGCUAAAGAACAUCGGUUACGAUGAGAACAGUCUUCUGAACCUCUUCAAACUGUUGGCUGGCAUCCUCCACCUUGGAAACAUUGUGUUUGAGGAAUCUGAUGACAUUCGUGGAGGCUGCAAGAUCACCUCCGCUUCUGAAUUUUCUGCAGAUUGGGCCGCCAAAUUGAUGGGUAUUGGAAAGCACGAGCUGGUCAACGGACUAGUUAGUCGAAUUAUGCAACCGACCAGAGGCGGAAUCAAGGGUACUGUAAUCCAGGUCAGGCUCAAGUCAAAAGAAGCCGCAGCAACACGAGAUACUCUGGCCAAGACCAUCUAUGGCAAGCUGUUUGACGCAAUUGUAGCCAAGAUAAACGCUUGUUUUCCUAUUCAGGGUUCCAAGAAUUUCAUCGGAGUAUUAGAUAUUGCUGGAUUUGGUAAGUUAUGGAGUAAUAAGCUGGUGUUCGUGCUUUACAUAAUGUCACACUUGAGAUUUUGUUUUCAGAGUUCUUCAAGAACAACUCGUUCGAACAGUUCUGUAUCAACUACUGUAACGAAAAGCUGCAAGAGUUCUUCAACGACAGAAUCCUGAAGCAAGAACAAGAAUUGUACGUGGCUGAGAGUCUGAACAUUCCUCAAAUUGAGUACAAUGACAACCACGAUUGCAUCGAAUUGUUCGAGAGCAAAGGCGGCCUUCUAGAUUUGUUGGACGAAGAGAUUCGGCUUCCGAAGCCCACAACUCAACAUUUUACUACGUCUGUCCACCAAACUCACGGCUCUCAUUUCCGGCUUUCAGUAAGUAUCUACUGAAAUAAACCGUACUGAUCAGUAAAUUGUAUUUUAGUGGUAUUUACGUACUCUUAACACUUGGAAUUUUAGUCCAGUCGAAACUCAAAAGUGAAGGAAUACCGUGCGCUACGUGAGGAUGAAUGCUUCAUCAUCCGUCACUUUGCUGGCUCUGUCUGCUAUCAAACGAGUCAGUUCAUCGAGAAGAACAGCAACAACUUGCACGCUUCUUUGGAGAACAUGAUUUCAUUCUCUUCCAAUCAGAUUCUGACUCAACUCUUCGAAGCCUCUACAUUAAACAAACCUCAGAACAAGUUGAUAUCUUCUUCAGCCAGUGCUUUGUUCAGAAAGCAGCUUGGAUCACUCCUGGACAAAUUGCAAAGAACGGUAAGAACAGCUAUCAAAAAGUAAAGCGAUUCCACAGUUUUUAGUCAAAACAUUAUACUUUUAGGGAACACACUUUGUACGCUGUAUCAAACCCAACGGUGAAAUGUCUCCAGGCAAGUUUGAAAGCAACCAGAUCCUGGGCCAGCUCCGUUACUCUGGUAUGGAAAGCGUCUUGAAACUUAUGCAAAUGGGAUAUCCCUCAAGGUAAUUGUCCUCCUCAAUUUAACAGCCUUUCAGAACACAAUUUUCCGAGCUGUACAACAUGUACUCAUCCCUGUUGCCAGAAAAGUUGGCACGAUUGGACCACAGACUAUUCUGCAAAUGCUUGUUCCAUGUCCUCGGGCUCAACGACUCUGACUACAAGUUUGGUAUGACCAAAGUUUUCUUCAAGCCCGGGAAGUUCGCCGAAUUCGACCAGCUGCUGCGACACGAUCCACAAGCUAUGAAGGAGAUGAUUGGAAAGGUGCAGUCUUGGUUGUGCAAGCUGAGAUGGCGCAAGGUUCAGUACGGUAUCUGGUCGUGUAUUAAGCGUAAGUGCAAAGGGCAGAGUAGUAAAUAUUUUUAGUGGAGAAGAAGAUUGCAUUCAGGGCCGCAAAUGUCAUCAUGAUUCAGUCAGUUGUGCGAGGUUUUAUCGCGAAACGUAAGGUGUUUCCGAGAGUCAAACUAGCGACUACGGUGUCUAACAUUAUCAAAGAUGUUGACAAUACGAUGAAGAUGUUGGCUUCGAAUGAAGACAUGGAUUCAGAAUUAUUGCAACAGUUAACGUUGCACAAAAAUGUCGUGGCCGCUACUCUCCGAUCUUUGAAGGUAAAACCUUUGAUGCUUGUUAAAAUACAUUAUACUUUAGGACAACGUCAAUUCGUACAUCCAACCAUCAGACAAAGACACCGUAUCUCGAUUGCAAAGCGACACAACUAAGUUGAUUGAAGACGUCAAAAAAGCUGCUGCUGAGAAGGAAAGCUUGAAGAGACAGUUGAUGGAGCUGGAAAAGAAGCGGUUGGAAGAAAUCCAGAAGGCCAAACAACGUGAAGAACACGAAAAGCGCAGACUGGAGGCCUUGAGGAAGAUUCAAGAACAAAUGAAAGCUGAAGAAGAGCAACGCAAAGCCGCAGAACAAAGACAGCUAGCCGAAAAGGCGAAACGGUAAGGAAAAGUUCAACAUUCGCUCUAAAACUAGCGGGUACGAUGAAUCCCGACUAUAAUUUUAUUAUUACAGUCAUAAUUGUAGAGAAGAAAAAGAAAGACAAGAACAAUUGGACCUUGAACUUGCCAAGCGUUUGGAACAGGAAAACGGCGUGCAUCUUGCAGAAGACGCAAACAAACAAGCAGCUCCAAAGCCAAAGGAUGAAAAUGAUUUAACUCAAUGGACUUACGCUAAACUUCGGGACACUAUCAACACCACAUCUGACAUUGAACUGAUCUCUGCUUGCAGAAGCGAAUUCCAUCGUCGUCUGCGUGUGUACCAGAACUGGAAGAAGACGCAUGCACGAAAGCAAACCUAA
Molecule: messenger RNA, 4105 nt
Organism: Bursaphelenchus okinawaensis
Lineage: Eukaryota; Metazoa; Nematoda; Chromadorea; Rhabditida; Aphelenchoididae
Source: the annotation of a GenBank genome assembly